CAGCAGCUGCUCGCACAGAGGCUGAAGGCCGCGGUUCACUACACGGUCGGGUGCCUGUGCCAGGAGGUGGAGGAGGACAAGGACGUGCGGUUCAGCAAACAGAGCAUCGCAGCCAUCUCGGAGAUCACCUUCCGGCAGUGCGAAAUCUUUGCAAAAGACCUCGAAAUGUUUGCAAGGCAUGCAAAACGAACCACAGUCACGACAGAAGAUGUGAAGCUUUUGACUAGAAGAAGCAAUUCUUUGCUAAAAUAUAUCACUCAGAAAAGCGAAGAGCUUGCAUCAAGUAACAUGGAGCAGAAAGAGAAGAAGAAAAAGAAGUCCAGUGCAGCUAAGGGAGAGAGAACUCCUGGGGAACAAGAAACAGCUGUGACUGAAAAUGAAGAUUCCAGCAUGGCAUGAUUUAUCUUUCGAGUAAUGUUUCAGGACAUUUUCUCUUACUAUCCUAGAGAAACCAGACUUAGCUUAUUCAUCUUGCAGGUUAGCUCCAGUAAUGAAUCUUUAGGUUUUCAGGUGAAUGCCACUGGAUUUUUAUUGUUCCAAAAAUUAAGUCUGUCAGAAUUCAGUAAGCUUACAGCCAAAAUGCCUUAAUUGCUCACAAAAGGUAUCUGCUAUUAAAAUUAAAAUACUUUAAAUAAAGAGUUUGAAAUAGACCAUUUUCACUGAGCCAUAACUCAGUAUGUGCAACACCCUUCAUUCUGCUACUUUAUUUCUCUAGUAACUCUGACUUUUUCCUUGCUUCCAAUUUUGCUAUUUUUGCUCAGGCAUUUUGCAUAUUUUGUUUUUAAGAAGCCAUAUCUCUUGCUCGUUGCCUUGACAUGUAAAGUGUUUUUUGCUGUUUCCCCGCUGUGGCACUGCUGGGCUACAGUUGUCACUGCCAGUAAUUCCCAUUUUCAGGUGGCACCGUGGCUGCAGAGCAGCAGGCAGGGAUCUCACGAGCCUCUGCUGGGCUGGCAGAGCCUUACCCAGUGCAAAGGAACUGUAUGAGAAUGAAAAUAAUUAGUCAAAGGAAGCAGAUUUCUAGGGGUAGCACAGCCAUCCAUGCGAUUGCAGAAAGACUGGAACAUAAAAAGCUUGUACUAAGUCCCUGUUCAGAACACCAGGAAACCUUUUUACCUGCCAUGGCCUAUAAUGUUAUGAUCUGAAAGUGUAUAUGGGCAGAAGCAAAACAGACAAAAAGUUGCCUGCAAGCUUCUCCCGUAAGUCCAGUCAAUUCCCAUCUGGGUAGCUUCACCUGAAGGUAGCCUGGGUAGUUUUGUUUAUCAGCUUUAAGUCACUAAACUGUUUAGAAUAUUUAUUAGUUGCACUAACUCUGACUAUGCCAUAGUUAAGCUGGGCUGUUGCAUGCAGUGGGUUCACCUGGAUGCCUGCUGUAGGAAUACUUACCCUGGGCCAUUUAAGGCUGUGCUAGAUCAGAGGAUGUAGCAUGCUGCUACAAAACACAUCUGUACCUACUAAAACUUUCUCAGAAGUUUCA
Messenger RNA from Cyanistes caeruleus (blue tit), 1474 nucleotides. RefSeq names its product centromere protein S (gene CENPS). Gene Ontology annotation, cellular component: FANCM-MHF complex. Gene Ontology annotation, molecular function: protein heterodimerization activity; chromatin binding. Gene Ontology annotation, biological process: replication fork processing; resolution of meiotic recombination intermediates. The record is from RefSeq and is a predicted model, not a curated record. NCBI's taxonomy places the organism in Eukaryota, Metazoa, Chordata, Aves, Passeriformes, Paridae.